Messenger RNA from Ceratina calcarata, 2082 nucleotides. RefSeq names its product Probable cytochrome P450 304a1 (gene Cyp304a1). The coding region runs from base 205 to 1716 and encodes 503 amino acids. Lineage: Eukaryota; Metazoa; Arthropoda; Insecta; Hymenoptera; Apidae. Gene Ontology annotation, molecular function: iron ion binding; oxidoreductase activity, acting on paired donors, with incorporation or reduction of molecular oxygen, reduced flavin or flavoprotein as one donor, and incorporation of one atom of oxygen; heme binding. Gene Ontology annotation, biological process: xenobiotic metabolic process. The transcript is spliced from 7 exons. Gene Ontology annotation, cellular component: intracellular membrane-bounded organelle; cytoplasm. The record is from RefSeq and is a predicted model, not a curated record.
UUACAGACUUUUUUAGGAUGUUUUAUGUAUUUCGGCUUAUGAAGAGGAGAGUCUUGAACUUUGUAUGGAGAGAUAAGAUAACAAAGUAAUUAUCAGGAGACAUAAAAACAAUGAAACUUAUUCAAUAGUUGCAAAACGUGUUACAUUGAUAAAUAAAAUAGAUUAGGAACAAAUUAUUACUUCGUGUUCUGUGCGUGUACGAGAAUGUCUCCGCUCUUAAUUGGUAUCAUAUUUCUUUUACUAUUAUACAGAAUUUACGAGUACGUGACACGGGUACCACCAAACUUACCACCAUGUCUUCCACGUCUACCAAUAGUAGGAUCUUACUGGCAUUUAUUAUGGCACAAUUAUAAACAUCCUGCCAAAGCUUUGCCAUACUAUACGAAGAAGUUAAAAUCUGGCCUCGUUACGUGUUACAUGGGUAGUUUCCUGACCAUUAUCGCAAAUGAUUAUGACUCUAUUAAAGAAGUACUAACAAGGGAGGAAUUUGACGGAAGAGAAGCAGGCAUAGACAUUUUGUUAGAAAGAUCAUUCAGAGAAAAAUUAGGCAUCUUUUUCACGGAAGGCAAAUUAUGGCAAAAACAGAGGAGAUUCGCCCUACGACACAUGAGGGAUUUUGGAUUCGGCAGAAGACAUGGGAAGUUCGAGGCAAAUUCAAUGGAAAAUGUUGUGUUGCUAAUUAAAAUGCUAAAAGAAGGUCCCAUCAAUAAGGAAGAAGAGACAUAUUUGAGAAACGGUUGCGCAUUAUUUCCGGAUAUCUUGUAUCCAUAUGCUGCAAACAAUGUAUGGGAUAUAAUGUUUGGAGAAAGAUUAGAUCGAUCGGAGCAUCACAAACUAAGAUACAUUUGUAAGUCUGCUAUGUUGUUCCAAAGAUCCGGUGAUACUACGGGUGGAGCAAUUGUUCAAUUUUGGUAUUUAAAAUAUUUCGGAAACAUGUUUGGAUAUAAAAAUUUUAUAAAGGGAAGUUGUAGACUACGAGACUUUAUCGAGGAACAUGUAGACAAUCGACAGUACUCUGGUAAUAGCGAUUACGAUAGAGGAUUAGUUGAUCGGUAUUUAAAGGAAUUGGAAGCAACCAAGGAUACUUUCUCGAAAAAACAGCUUCUCAUGACUCUUCUAGAUUUUAUGUUUCCAGCUUUGUCUGCGAUGCCAAGUGCUAUUCUACACACAAUCAAACUAGUUAUGCAUCAUCCAAAAGUUAUGAAAAACGUACAAGCAGAAAUAGACAGCGUUGUCGGAACUGGAAGGCUUGUUACGUGGGACGAUAGGCAAAAUUUGCCAUAUACUGAAGCAACAUUACGCGAGUCUCUCAGAUAUGAAACAUUGACGCCGUUUAGCGUAUUUCAUAAAACGCUAAAGGAAACUACUAUUCGUGGUUUCACCAUUCCAAGCAAUACGUUAGUUGUAACGAAUUUGGCUGGAAUGCAUAAUGAUCCCGAUUUUUGGGGCGAUCCCAAAAAAUUCAAGCCUGAAAGGUUUCUUAAUGAAGAUGGUCAAUUAUGCAAAGAUUACUCACUUCCUUUCGGACUUGGGCAUCGCGUGUGUGCAGGUGAAACCUUUGCCAGAUAUACACUGUUCGAAGGGUUCGCUGCAUUAAUGCAAAAUUUUAAUUUCUCGUUUGUGGAAGGUGAGCCAACAGGUCUUGAGGACAAAUUGCCUGGUCUCAUUGUCACCCCAAAAGAAACGUGGAUACGAGUAGAGCCGCGUUAUACUUAGUGCGCAAAGACCACUUCUUUAUAAAAUUCAUUUAAUACUACUCUCCUAAUUGUAAGGCAGUUUUAUAGGAAUAGACAGAUGAUGUAUACAAUUUGUGUACUGUAAGUUUAUUUUAUAAUUCGAGAUAGCCAGAGACGAAAAUUACAUUGCAUCCAAUAAACGCAAUUGAUAUACAAAGGUUUUUAUUAGAAUUAUUGCCUAGAAAUAAAUUGUAAUUUCUUAUACUUGUUUGUUUAAAAAGAUGAUUUUUUUGAAUGAUGGGUGCUCAGGAAAAAAAAUUGUAUAUACAGAUAUUGCAGUCCUGAAGAAAAUAGGGAAGAUAUGCUUAAUCUUAUGUGCAGUAAAAAUUAAGAAAUUAUGUAAUUA